Molecule: messenger RNA, 786 nt
Organism: Protobothrops mucrosquamatus (brown spotted pit viper)
Lineage: Eukaryota; Metazoa; Chordata; Lepidosauria; Squamata; Viperidae
Gene: LHFPL5
Product: LHFPL tetraspan subfamily member 5
Exons: 3
Coding region: 1-786 (261 amino acids)
Biological process (GO): sensory perception of sound; detection of mechanical stimulus involved in sensory perception
Cellular component (GO): plasma membrane
Source: RefSeq, a predicted model, not a curated record
AUGGCAAAGAUGCUUCCAGCACAGGAAGCGGCAAAGAUCUAUCAUACCAACUACGUGAGGAAUGCUCGAGCCAUGGGAGUGCUGUGGGCACUGUUCACCCUCUGCUUUGCUGUGAUCAUGGUGGUAACUUUCAUCCAGCCCUAUUGGAUUGGAGACAGCAUUGAUACUCCACAAGCUGGUUAUUUUGGCCUCUACUCCUAUUGCAUUGGAAAUGCCCUGACUGGUGAACUCAUCUGCAAGGGCAGCCCUCUGGACUUUGGCACCAUCCCUUCAAGUGCUUUCAAAACAGCCAUGUUUUUUGUGGGCAUUUCUACCUUCCUUAUAAUUGGCUGCAUCCUCUGCUUCAGCCUCUUCUUCUUCUGCAAUGCAGCCACUGUCUACAAAGUGUGUGCUUGGAUGCAACUGGCAGCAUGUGCGGGCUUGUCCAUUGGCUGCCUGCUCUACCCUGAUGGCUGGGACUCCCCUGAGGUGAAACGCAUGUGUGGAGAGAAGACUGACAAAUACACCCUGGGAGUCUGCACUGUGCGCUGGGCAUACAUCCUUUGCAUCAUCGGCAUUCUUGAUGCCCUCAUCCUUUCUUUUUUAGCAUUUGUGCUUGGCAACCGGCAAGACAAUCUUCUACCCUCUGAUUUUCAAGUGGAAAACAAAGGUCAACAAAACAAGUACAAAUUGGUUAGUGAGCACUUUAUGGCAAUUUGGAAGUUGAGUGAACCUGAUGUGAACUACGAAGUACGCAGACAAUCCAGACAAGCUACCACUCGUGCUAUCUCAGAACUUCUCUUUUAG